Condylura cristata (star-nosed mole) is the source of this 2299-nucleotide messenger RNA. RefSeq names its product D4, zinc and double PHD fingers family 1 (gene DPF1). Gene Ontology annotation, cellular component: nBAF complex. The transcript has 12 exons. The record is from RefSeq and is a predicted model, not a curated record. The coding region runs from base 20 to 1264 and encodes 414 amino acids. NCBI's taxonomy places the organism in Eukaryota, Metazoa, Chordata, Mammalia, Eulipotyphla, Talpidae. Gene Ontology annotation, biological process: nervous system development.
GCCCCCCGGGAAUGAAUGGAUGGGCGGCCUCAGUGCCCGCCCGAGCGCUGGGAGGACCGACCCGGCGGGGACCUGCUGGGGGCAGGACCCGGGGAGCAAGAUGGCCACGGUCAUUCCCGGCCCCCUGAGCCUCGGCGAGGACUUCUACCGCGAGGCCAUCGAGCACUGCCGCAGCUACAACGCGCGCCUGUGCGCCGAGCGCAGCCUGCGCCUGCCCUUCCUGGACUCGCAGACCGGCGUGGCCCAGAACAACUGCUACAUCUGGAUGGAGAAGACCCAUCGCGGGCCGGGUUUGGCCCCGGGACAGAUCUACACGUAUCCCGCCCGCUGCUGGAGAAAGAAACGGAGACUGAACAUCCUGGAGGAUCCCAGACUCCGGCCCUGCGAGUACAAGAUCGACUGUGAGGCACCCCUGAAGAAGGAGGGCGGCCUCCCCGAAGGGCCGGUUCUUGAGGCUCUACUCUGUGCUGAGACAGGGGAGAAGAAGAUUGAGCUGAAGGAGGAGGAGACCAUUAUGGACUGCCAGAAACAGCAGCUGCUGGAGUUCCCGCAUGACCUGGAGGUGGAAGACCUGGAGGAUGACAUUCCCAGGAGGAAGAACAGGGCCAAAGGAAAGGCAUACGGCAUCGGGGGUCUCCGGAAACGCCAGGACACCGCUUCCCUGGAGGACCGAGACAAGCCGUAUGUCUGUGAUAUCUGUGGGAAACGGUAUAAGAACCGGCCGGGGCUCAGCUACCACUACACCCACACCCACCUGGCUGAGGAGGAGGGGGAGGAGAACGCCGACCGCCACGCCCUGCCCUUCCACCGGAAAAACAGUCAUAAACAGUUUUACAAAGAAUUGGCCUGGGUCCCUGAGGCACAGAGGAAGCACACAGCCAAGAAGGCUCCCGACGGCACUGUCAUCCCCAAUGGCUACUGUGACUUCUGCCUGGGUGGCUCUAAGAAGACAGGGUGUCCCGAGGACCUCAUCUCCUGUGCUGACUGUGGGCGAUCAGGACACCCCUCGUGUUUACAGUUCACCGUGAACAUGACCGCGGCCGUGCGGACCUACCGCUGGCAGUGCAUCGAGUGCAAGUCCUGCAGCCUGUGCGGCACCUCGGAGAACGACGACCAGCUGCUGUUUUGUGAUGACUGCGAUCGGGGUUACCACAUGUACUGCCUGAGUCCCCCCAUGGCGGAGCCCCCAGAAGGGAGCUGGAGUUGUCACCUGUGUCUUCGGCACCUGAAAGAGAAGGCCUCAGCCUACAUCACCCUCACCUAGGCCCGGCCCUGGUUCACCUGGACCUCUGGGGUGGUGCUGCCUACCUGCCUCUGGAGCUCUCCUUUCUCCACCCUUGAUGCCCCGCAGUGGCAGAGGAGGGGGGAGCCCAUGCGGGGGCAGGGGCGCCCUCUUUCCUCUGUGCAAGUGGAAUGUCUGCCCUGUGGGUUGGGGGGCCCAGUGGGGCCCCGCUCCCUCCCUCCUUCCCCAUACCUUGGCAAAUGGGCACCAGGGGCUUCUGCUCCCCUCAAAGCCAUACCCCGCCUCUGGGCGGUCACGAGGGGUGGUGGAUGCCAGCCGGGAGCAUGGACACAGCCUUUUUCUAAAGAAAAAGUCAAAAAGUUAAAAAAAAAAAAAGAAAUUAAUAUAUACAGAGAGUCCUAUAAGGCCUAGCUGGGUGGAGGGGCCCUGCGGAGGCAUCUGUCUGCAGGCACCGGGCACCAUCUCUGCCAGCUUCCAGCCUGGUGCCCCCACCCCCAGUUUCUGGAGUUGCAGCCAGCUGCCCCACCUCCCCACCCGAGGUGGGCACCACCCCUCAUGCCCAGGGCAGGGGGUUGGGGUCACCCUCACCCCUCUUGGUGCCGGCCUGGAUACUGCAUGAUUGAACCAUGGUUUUGAACUCCGUUCCUGCUCCCUCCCCAGAGCCCUGCCUGUGCCCGGGCCUGCCUCGCUGGCAGCUGGGCUGGUGGGGCCAGGCGGGCCCUGCCCGGCGCCUGCUGGAAUGAGAAGCACAGACUCUGCGAUGGACUAGUUUCCUCCCCCGUCCCACCCCAGCUCCCCACCGGCCAGGCCGGCUCCUCCUGCCACCCUGCUGGCCAUUUUUGGGGCAGCGAGGGGGCGCGGUUGUUUCUUGUGGUUGUGUGUGUUUGUUGUUCGGGUUUAAAAAAAAGGGAAAUUGAGACUGCAAGUGGGGGAGGUGGCGGGCUCGGGGGUCCCCCCAGUCCAGGCGUACCCCUCCUUGUAGAAGUUUCCUUUAUUGCCUGCCUCUGCUGUGAAUUAACUUGUUCUGUGUAUUAAACUGGGCCUGACCCCUCUGCC